AUGUCCAAAUCAGAUGAAGAAUGGAGAGCUGUUCUUUCCCCAGAACAGUUCAGAGUAUUGAGGCAGCUGGGCACUGAGAGGCCCUUCACAGGAAAGUACACCGAUACUCCAGCAAGUGAAAAGGGUGUUUAUGAGUGUGUCGGUUGUGGUCUGCCUCUUUACAAAUCCAAUACCAAAUUUCACUCGAGUUGUGGCUGGCCCGCUUUCUUCGAUGCCAUUCCAGGUGCUUUGAAGACCAUCGAAGAUAAGUCCUUCGGAAUGACCCGUAUAGAGAUGAGAUGUUCCAACUGUGAUGGCCACUUGGGUCAUAUCUUUAAAGGUGAAGGCUACAACACACCAACAGACGAGAGACAUUGUGUGAAUAGUGUUUGCUUGAAAUUCAACCCUGAGUAA
Molecule: messenger RNA, 393 nt
Organism: Candidozyma haemuli
Lineage: Eukaryota; Fungi; Ascomycota; Pichiomycetes; Serinales; Metschnikowiaceae
Product: peptide-methionine (R)-S-oxide reductase
Exons: 1
Coding region: 1-393 (130 amino acids)
Biological process (GO): protein repair; response to oxidative stress
Molecular function (GO): peptide-methionine (R)-S-oxide reductase activity
Source: RefSeq, a predicted model, not a curated record